This is a messenger RNA of Lolium rigidum, 294 nucleotides long. Its product is annotated as auxin-responsive protein SAUR41-like. NCBI's taxonomy places the organism in Eukaryota, Viridiplantae, Streptophyta, Magnoliopsida, Poales, Poaceae. The record is from RefSeq and is a predicted model, not a curated record. Bases 1 to 294 code for a protein of 97 amino acids. The transcript has a single exon. Gene Ontology annotation, biological process: response to auxin.
AUGGCGUGGAGGAAGAAGAGUGGCAGCUACUCGUCGGCGUCAUCGUCGCCCGGCACGUCGCCAUGCUACCACGACGAGCGCGAGAAGGUACCGAAGGGGCACGUCCCGAUGGUCGCCGGCUGCGGUGAGCGCGUGGUGGUGCCGGUGAGGCUGCUUGCCGACCCCUGCAUCGCCGAGCUGCUGGACAUGGCGGCGCAGCAGUAUGGGUACGGUCAGUCGGGCGUGCUCCGGAUCCCCUGCGACGCGGACCAUUUCCGGCGGGUCGUCGGCGGCGCGCUUCAGAGAAGUAGCUAG